Molecule: messenger RNA, 9170 nt
Organism: Phyllostomus discolor (pale spear-nosed bat)
Lineage: Eukaryota; Metazoa; Chordata; Mammalia; Chiroptera; Phyllostomidae
Gene: ZNF609
Product: zinc finger protein 609
Biological process (GO): regulation of transcription by RNA polymerase II
Cellular component (GO): nucleus
Source: RefSeq, a predicted model, not a curated record
CACAGCGGCACCGGCCGGGCGGGGCGGAGCGGCGCGGGGAGGGGCGGAGAGCCGGAGCGGAGGCGGGGUGGGGUGGGGGGGAGGGGCUGCGGGAACGGAUGGCGGCCUGGGCCGGGUAGCAGCGGCGGUUCUACGGCCCGGGGCCCCGGGCCAGCGGAGGUGGCGGCUCCCGGGACCGGCCGCGCGCAAUGAUGUUGUCCACUGGGCAUGUACUGACCAAUGUGGCAGGUCUGAGAACAUAGCUGAAGCUGAAAAUAGGAAAGCUGGGGGCGAGGAAGAGCCUUGAAUCUUGAGGUGGGACGUUGACUCUAAGAUGUCCUUGAGCAGUGGAGCCUCCGGAGGGAAAGGAGUGGAUGCAAACCCGGUUGAGACAUACGACAGUGGGGAUGAAUGGGACAUUGGAGUAGGGAAUCUCAUCAUUGACCUGGACGCCGAUCUGGAAAAGGACCAGCAGAAACUGGAAAUGUCAGGCUCAAAGGAGGUGGGGAUACCGGCUCCCAAUGCUGUGGCCACACUACCAGACAACAUCAAGUUUGUGACCCCAGUACCAGGUCCUCAAGGGAAGGAAGGCAAAUCAAAAUCCAAAAGGAAUAAGAGUGGCAAAGACACUAGCAAACCCACUCCAGGGACUUCCCUGUUCACUCCAAGUGAGGGGGCAGCUAGCAAGAAAGAGGUGCAGGGACGCUCAGGAGAUGGUGCCAAUUCAGGAAGCCUGGUUGCUGCUAUUGCUCCCAAGGGCUCAGAGAAGGCGACUAAGGCAUCCCGUAGUGUAGCCGGCUCUAAAAAGGAGAAGGAGAACAGCUCAUCUAAGAGCAAGAAGGAGAGAAGCGAAGGAGUGGGGACUUGUUCAGAAAAGGAUCCUGGGGUCCUCCAGCCAGUCCCCUUGGGAGCACGGGGUGGUCAGUAUGAUGGAAGUGCAGGGGUGGAUACAGGAGCUGUGGAGCCACUUGGGAGUAUAGCUAUUGAGCCUGGGGCAGCGCUCAAUCCUUUGGGAGCUAAACCGGAGCCAGAGGAAGGGGAGAAUGAGUGUCGCCCGCUAAAGAAAGUCAAGUCUGAAAAGAUGGAGUCCCCUGUCUCCACACCAGCAGUGCUGCCGCUGCACCUUUUGGUACCAGUGGUCAGUAAUGACAUCUCAUCUCCUUGUGAGCAGAUUAUGGUUCGUACCCGAUCAGUCGGGGUCAACACAUGUGAUGUGGCUCUAGCCACCGAGCCAGAAUGCCUGGGCCCCUGUGAACCCGGGACAAGCGUCAACCUUGAGGGCAUCGUAUGGCAGGAAACAGAAGAUGGGAUGUUGGUGGUGAAUGUAACGUGGAGGAACAAGACGUAUGUAGGUACACUUCUUGACUGCACACGGCAUGACUGGGCACCCCCCAGGUUCUGUGACUCCCCCACCAGUGACUUGGAAAUGCGGAACGGUCGGGGCAGAGGCAAACGCAUGCGCCCCAACAGUAACACACCUGUCAGUGAGACAGCCGCAGCCUCUGACAGCAAAGGGACCAGCAGCAGCAAAACUCGGGCAGGAGCCAAUAGCAAAGGCCGUCGGGGCAGCCAGAAUUCCUCAGAGCAUCGCCCACCUGCCAGUAGCACCUCUGAGGAUGUCAAGGCCAGCCCUUCCUCAGUGAAUAAGCGGAGCAAACCGCUUUCAGACAUGGAGCUGAAUUCUAGCUCAGAGGACUCCAAAGGGAGCAAGCGUGUCCGUACGAAUUCCAUGGGCUCAGCCACCGGCCCCCUCCCUGGGACCAAGGUGGAAACCACUGUUCUAGACAGAAAUUGUCCCUCCCCGGUUCUGAUCGACUGUCCCCACCCAAACUGCAAAAAGUACAAGCACCUCAACGGGCUUAAGUAUCAUCAGGCUCAUGCCCAUACAGAUGAUGACAGCAAGCCAGAAGCAGAUGGAGACAGCGAGUACGGAGAGGAGCCCCGCCUCCACGCAGACCUCGGGAGCUGCAACGGCGCCUCUGUCUCACAGAAAGGUUCCUUGUCCCCUGCCCGCUGCACCCCCAAAGUGCGACUCGUAGAGCCCCACAGCCCUUCUCCUUCCAGCAAGUUCAGCACAAAAGGCCUCUGUAAGAAAAAGUUGAGUGGAGAGGACACAGACCUUGGCGCCUUGUCCAAUGACGGUUCUGAUGACGGACCCUCAGUGAUGGAUGAAACAAGCAACGAUGCCUUGACUCUUUGGAAAGGAAGUUGUAUAGAAAAGAAAAGUGUAAAAACCCUCUAGUUUGAAACCUGAAAGAUGCCUUCAAAGAGCUUAAAGUCAGCCCGGCCCAUCGCCCCGGCCAUCCCCCCGCAGCAGAUCUACACCUUCCAGACUGCCACCUUCACAGCAGCCAGCCCCGGCUCCUCCUCGGGCCUGACCACCACGGUGGUCCAAGCCAUGCCCAACAGCCCCCAGCUCAAGCCCAUUCAGCCCAAGCCCACUGUGAUGGGAGAACCUUUCGCAAUCAACCCUGCCUUGACGCCAGCCAAGGACAAGAAAAAGAAAGACAAAAAAAAGAAGGAGUCUUCAAAGGAACUUGAAAGUCCUCUGACUCCUGGGAAGGUGUGUCGAGCAGAAGAAGGCAAAAGCCCAUUCAGGGAAUCAUCAGGAGAUGGAAUGAAAAUGGAGGGGCUCCUAAAUGGCUCGUCAGACCCCCACCAGAGCCGACUGGCUAGCAUCAAGGCCGAAGCUGAUAAGAUCUACAGCUUCACAGACAACGCCCCCAGCCCUUCCAUCGGAGGCAGCAGCCGCCUGGACAGCACCACCCCGACCCAGCCUAUGACUCCCUUACACGUAGUGACUCAGAAUGGAGCUGAAGCCGGCUCAGUCAAAACCAACAGCCCUGCCUACUCCGACAUCUCUGAUGCCGGGGAGGACGGGGAGGGCAAAGUGGACAGUGUCAAAUCAAAGGACCCCGAACAGUUGGUUAAAGAAGGGGCGAAGAAAACUCUUUUCCCCACUCAGCCACAGAGCAAAGACUCCCCAUAUUACCAAGGCUUUGAGAGCUACUACUCGCCGAACUACGCACAGUCCAGCCCAGGGGCGCUGAACGCCGGCAGCCAGGCAGGAGUGGAAAGCCAGGCCCUGAAGGCAAAAAAGGAUGAGGAGCCUGAGAGCAUAGAGGGGAAAGGCAAGAAUGACGUCUGCGAGGACAAGAAGCCGGAGAUGAGCGGCUCCAGUCAGCAGCCCUCGGUCAUCCAGCAGCGGCCCAGCAUGUACAUGCAGUCCCUCUACUACAACCAGUAUGCCUACGUGCCCCCCUACGGCUACAGCGACCAGGGCUACCACGCCCACCUCCUGAGCACCAACGCCGCCUACAGGCAGCAGUAUGAGGAGCAGCAGAAGCGGCAGAGCUUGGAGCAGCAGCAGCAGCAGCAGCAGCGGGGACUGGACAAGAAGGCGGAGCUGGGCCUGAAGGAGCGGGAGGCAGCACUCAAGGAAGAGUGGACAAAGCCGUCAAUUCCACCACCUCUCACCAAGGCCCCAGCCUGUACAGACCUGGUGAGUCAGGACCCCGGCAAGGCCAAGGAGCCAGGGCUUGACCCUGCCAAAUCGGUCAUUAUUCCCAAGUUAGAUGACUCUUAACUCCCAGCCAGGCCCCAGAAACACUUUAAAGUGAAGCUGAGUGAGGCCAGCCACCUAGGCAAGGAGGCCCUGAGGCUAAGACAGGUGCUGAGUGGUGGCCGCCAGGCAGAGGUGGAUCCGAUUCUAUGGUUGUCGUAGGAAGCAGAGCCCCGGAUGUGGACGUAUGUUUAUCCUGCCAAGUACUCAGACAUCAAGUCAGAAGAUGAGCGGUGGAAGGAGGAGCGGGACCGCAAAUUGAAGGAGGAAAGGAGUCGGAGUAAGGACUCUGUCCCCAAGGAGGAUGGGAAGGAAAGCACAAGUAGUGACUGCAAGCUGCCCACGUCUGAGGAGUCCCGCCUUGGGAGCAAGGAGCCCCGACCAAGUGUCCAUGUGCCUGUGUCCUCCCCCCUCACCCAGCACCAGUCCUAUAUUCCCUACAUGCACGGCUACUCCUACAGCCAGUCCUAUGACCCCAGCCACCCCAGCUACCGGGGCAUGCCUGCUGUGAUGAUGCAGAACUACCCAGGUUCCUACCUACCUUCCAGCUACUCUUUCUCCCCGUAUGGCAGCAAGGUCUCAGGGGGCGAUGAUGCCGACAAGGCACGAGCCAGCCCCAGUGUCGGCUGUAAAUCCAGCUCAGAGUCCAAAGCCCUGGACAUCUUGCAGCAACACGCCAGUCACUACAAGAGCAAGUCCCCCACGAUAAGUGAUAAAACUUCUCAGGAGAGAGAUCGGGGAGGCUGUGGGGUGGUUGGGGGUGGUGGCGGCUGCAGCAGCAUCGGGGCAGCGGGCUCCAGUGAAAGGAGCGUAGACCGGCCCCGCACCUCCCCUUCCCAGCGCCUGAUGUCCACCCACCACCACCACCACCACUUGGGGUACUCCUUGCUCCCGGCACAGUACAACCUACCAUAUGCGGCAGGGCUCUCUUCCACAGCCAUUGUUGCCAGCCAGCAAGGCGCAACUCCCUCGCUCUACCCACCACCCCGGAGGUGAGAAUGAACACCAAGUGCCCGGAUAAAGUCAGCUUCACGGGUCGGAACUGGCUCACCCAAGGAGGUGAUGGAGGUGCCAUUUAGACAUCAGUUAAAUGGUGUUGAUCAUCCUGUUUGCCGUGUUCCCACCAUGACCGAAGGCAGACCCUUGGCUAUCUCGCCUCCGCUGGGCCCCCGGACUCCCCCUACCCUCCCUCUUCCUCAGGAGCUGGAGAGCUGGUACUUAGCAAAAAUAUUUAUUCUCUCGGCCACAGCCGUGACUGUUGUGGCCUCUGUGGAGAUGAAGGCACGGGGAGCAACCAGGGGAAUGUGGCCUCAGCCCAGAGAAGUCACUGCUCUGUUCCCCAAACCCGAGUCACCUGACAGAGGAGCACCACCCCCCCGGGGAGGGCCCCCCCAGCCCUGGGUAAGGUCCGAAGACAGCACAGCAGCCAUGCCCUCUCACCAUCAUUGCCACCGUAACCAGACCCUGCGUCUCCCGGCGGUCUGGGCCCUGGGAAUUGGCAGCACGUGGAGGAAUGAGAAUCUCAGGAAAGAAAUUGGGGGCUGUUUUCUCUAUAAUUGUGAAAACAAGGUCUUCAAACAUGAAGACUUCUCCCCUCUCCCAUGAGCACAUUUAAAUGCUCAGAGCCCAGCCUGGAAAGGAAGACCGAGGUAUUUGCCCCCACCAAGGCCUUGGGCUGCCCGUCAGGCAGAGGGCCAGGGGUCCCCACACCAGCACAGGGCUCCCUGGGGACACUGGGAGUCAGCUGGAUCUGGAGCAUGAGUGGAGUCUGUGAAACAGAACCUGCGCCCCCACUAAGUCCUGCUGCUUCUUAGCCAACACUUGCCCUUUUCUCUCUUCCCUCCUGACCCCUUGGUGCCUUUCCCAGGGGGAGGCCCACACUGAUCUCUCCUCUUCUUCUCUGCUGCUUGGUUCUUGAGAAUCGGGCGGGUAAAACAGUUUUCCUCAGCUUGGGUAGCCUUGGAGUCUGCCGGGUCACCUGAGGGCAAGGCCCAGAGGCAGUUCUUAAGAGAUGUCCUGUCCAUCCAGCCAUCUGAGUGUCCGUCUCAUGUAGGGCCACAAAGACAGACAGCCCAGUUCCCCUGUACACAGUACAUGGUUUUAUAUCUCAGCCUGUAACCCCGUGUGUGCCAAUAUGAGCCUUGUUUCUUGUAACACAGAUUUUUUUGUUUUAGGGGCCACUGACCAGGGGAGGUUAUGUGUUCCUCAGACCCUGGGAUGACACAUCCAAGCCGUCACUCCACUGAGCCACGGAGUGCGCUCAGCGGGAGCCAUGCUGGGAGGCAGCAGGCAUCUCUCUGCUCUCCUUAAAAAGCAGUCAUCCCGUCCGAGCUCUGCGCUCUGUGUACUGGGCAUGGACGAUGAUUUGGUAGUUUUGUUGGAGGCACUUCUUCCCCAAGGCGUGGGGAGCCUUAGCUCUUACUUUGCUUUUGAGGUAUCAUCCCUUUGUUCUCCUCUCCUGUCCUUGACCCUCUGGAUUGAGAGAAAGAUAGACUGACAGACACCAGCCUAGGCUACAGAGAGGUAUUGUGACCAGAGUGCCAAAGUGACCAUGUAAAAGCGGGGUCUUGGCUCUGACAGUGGGGGGCAUGGAGGCGGAGGGCAGUAAGUAAGCACAAUGUCCUGCGGGGGCUGCUUUCCAGGACCCCCGGAGCCCUCCUCCGGAGAGCCUCAGGCUCUCUUGCCCAAGAGGAACCCCUCUGGCCUGUAGACCUUUCCUCCAGGUUUUAUGUUCUUGUUCCAGUUGGGUUCUGAGCCCAUCCAAAAAACUCGCCGUUUUAGGCCUCUUAGCAGGCCCCCAAGCAGCCUCCCUCCUUCCCUGUGCCUCCCGCCACCUCGGCGGGCAGCGCUCUAGCGGUGACUUCCCUUUCAUCCGCAGAACAGUUGGUGGGGACACCUCACCCCACCUAACCCGAGUCACCACCACCAAGAGGAUGACUCUGAAUUUCAGCCUGAGUGUGCCCUCCCACACUCCUGUGGGAUGAAGCCAAGGGCCUGUCUCUCUUUCCUGUUGGUUUUUAAAUAUUGUGUGUUGUAUUUGUGGUGCUGGCUUACCAGCGUGCUCUGUACAUAUUGUAAAGAAAUUGUUUGGAGUAUUUUUCCCCAUCGGUGGGCAUGGUCUGCAUUCCUGCCCUUUCUACUUUGUUCUGUACACAGAGAAGAGGGAAAUUCCAUAUUAGCAGGGCAGCCUUGGGUUCUACAGAAGGGAACAGCUUUUUUCUUCUAUUUUUUUUUUCCCCCUUAAAAACAUUUGGCUCUUGGAUCCUGCCCGGAAGAGCAGGUAGAAGCCAAUAACAGCAGGACGGCACUGCCUCUCCCUGGUCCCCGACCCUCCUGGUCUCAGAACCCUGUGAGGUCCAGUCUCCCUUCCCUGCACAGCACGAAGCAGCAGCAGCAGCAGUGGAGGAAACAGAUCCUUGAUGAGUGCUGAGUGAAGGGAUCUGCUGUCCCUCUCCAGCCUCACCACAUGGGGAGGAGAAACCCAGUGACAGAACCUGUGGCAACCCAUGACCUGGUCAGAGGGACGAGACAUGCAGCAAGGAUUUCCCUCUCCACCCCUCCCCUGUGAGCAAAAGCUAGAAAAGUUUACUGCUAAGGCCCCAGAUCACCAGACUGAGGCUCUCGGAGCCCGUCACCCUCCACCCCACCCGCCCAGGAGUCCAGGCCUCCUGUUAGACAUCGUUCAUCGGGCCCCGCAGUGCAGCAGCCAGAGGGAGAGCGCCUCUCCCCCAGCCAGGACGGCCAAGGCCCGGAGCUGCUGCUCGGGUCAGGGUGUGCAUCCUCCUCUUCCAUACUCGAGGUGUGUCACUGCCCUUCAUCCCCUUCCCUGUCUGUACAUGUAUGUGUACAUGUAUGAAAUUUCCUUCUUAUCUCACCUUCUCCACACACAUCAAGGUCAAAGGACCACAUGCAGAAAGGUUAAGAGGGCACACCCCAUGAAAUGAAAUGGUAAUUCUUGAAUCUCUUCUCUCUAGGCUCCGAGGUGGGGGUGGGGUGACUUGGCCUCAGUAGUGGGAGGGUAAGACUGCAGAAGGGGCUAAGAGUUAUAUACAGGCUUUGAGGUCACCCAUGUCACUAAUUGUCCCAUAUACCCUAUCGCCAUCCCACUGUCUAUUCUGAUGCCCCCAAGAUUCCACUGGGCAGCUAGCUGGCCCCAUAAUUCUGGGCCUUUGUUAUUUGUUUUUAUUACUAGGGCAUUCCCAGGGCACUUUCUGACGAUCCUCUGCCACGGGGCCCCCUCCUGGGAUUGAGCCCCCUCCCAAGCCCCCGUCCCAGCCCCUCCUGCCCCAGCCCACCCGCUUGCCUGGUGCUCAGGCCCCCCAUUGGGAGCAGGUUGGGGCGAGCUGGAGGCCCGGGCUGGAGGGGCAGUGUUGCUGUUCAUAGCUUUUGUUCCAUUGGCGUUGCUUUGUUGGAAUUUAAUUUCAGUCUUCCUGAUUCUUCCCUUCUGUAAAGUGUACAUUACCAAGUUCCUUGUUUUUUUAUAUAUAUAUAUAAAUAUAUAAUAUACAAACUGUUACUACUUUUUGCCUUUGUACAUUCAGGCAAGAAGAGAAAAAUAACAUCUUUUUAAGAGACAAUCACAAAUCUGUGAGGGCUGCUGGUUAUUUCUCCUGGAGUUUGCUGCUGAGCUGCCACCUCCUUCCUCCCUACCUUUCCGUUCUCUCAGCUUCCCUGUCUUCCUGGUCUGCUCCGUGUGCAUCCUCAGCUCCACCUUCCCUGGCUGAUGGCAAGCUGUUGAAUCAGUGUCCAGGACUUACCUGCCCUGCAGUUCUCUCCUGCCCAGCAGUGCUUUACAGCUUGGCCACGGCUUACCCGGGAGCUUUAACCUGUGUCCUGGCCUCUCCUCCUUCCCCCUCAGAUCCCCUUCACCGAAGUGGCUUUUGGACCCCUGGGUACUCUGGGACCUCCCAGAGACACUGGUUUUGGACACUCACCUGUGAAACUAUGCAGCUAGGAGCUUUCUGCCUAAGAGUUUGCACUAUCUCAACCUGAAUUGGGAGUUAGAAUAGACGGUUUUUUAGAAAAUAAGUGGGAAACUCCCCCACAGACCUCCAGCCCUCCAGAGAACCAUUCCCGGCGGGGGACUUCGGGCUGUCCUUCAGAACAGGCACUAAGGGUUUUACGGGUCAAGAGCACGUGAUCAGAAACUCACAGAGUGGUACAUCCUGAAACAGCCCAACCAAAUCGUUGCACCUCUUCAACUUUACCCCUUUCCCUCUUGAUUUUCCCCCUCCCCCUCCUUCUGUUUCCUUUUCUUAAAUUGGCUCUGGAACUGAAGUAUUUUUUAAAUUAUUUGUUGUAUUUAUUGAAUAAAGUUUUUAAUGUCCCUGUUCUUAAAUUUAGACUUAGUUUGCCUUUCACAUCUCCCCUCUCCAUCAUCCCCCAAAACAUUCUACCUUUGUUUUCAUUGGAGUGCAGAUUUGGGUGCCUACCGUAUUUCUUUGCUGUCAGUGGUCUUAUUCUAGCAAAGGGUUUUUUGGGUUUGUUUUAAGGGAAAUCUUUCCCUAGGUUUCUGGUUUGAUCUAACUCCAGCUGUUUUAAAGACCCGCCAAUAAGUGGCAGCAGAAUCAGGCGUAUUUCUUGUCCACUCUGCCUAGUUUUGAGAGACAAUAAAGGACUGAGUUUUAUC